Molecule: messenger RNA, 531 nt
Organism: Sclerotinia sclerotiorum 1980 UF-70
Lineage: Eukaryota; Fungi; Ascomycota; Leotiomycetes; Helotiales; Sclerotiniaceae
Exons: 4
Coding region: 1-531 (176 amino acids)
Source: RefSeq, a predicted model, not a curated record
AUGUCUGAAGCAAAUGAUUUCCCGCCGCAAAAGGUUAGGGAGGUGCUAAGUGAAGUUGUGGGUUUGUUGAAGGAGAGGGGGGAGACUGUUAGUGUGGCUGAAACUGCAGCAGGAGGAAUCAUAUCAGCCUCUAUCCUCAGCACACCAGGCGCAAGCAAAAUAUACAAAGGCGGUCUUACGGUUUACACAUUAGAAGCUCGAACAGCAUUUACUGGUUGGACCCAAGAAACUAUAAAGGCUUACACGGGUCCUACACCGGAUGUCGUGGCUGGUAUUGCGGAGGAUGUGAGGCCGAAAUUGGGGAGUACGUAUUGUAUUUGUGAGAGCGGGACUGCGGGACCUAAUCCUAGUGGGGAGGGACCUAAUAAACAACCGGGAUACGUAGCAUUAGCUAUAGCAACAGAAAAGGGAACAUAUAAGAAAGAUUUAAACACAGGGUUAGGAGGUGAUAGGGAGGGAAACAUGAUUGUAUUCGCUAGAGAAGCAUUGGCAUUUUUGAGGGAUGUUUUGAGAGGAGAUGCGAAGAUUUGA